AUGAAUUCUGAUGAACCAAAAAAACCUCGUAUGAAAAAUGUUCGCAUACAAACUAUGGAAACGGCUAUUCCAUUGGAUGAUGAAGUGAGAAAAUAUCAACGACCAUCACCUGCCAAUAGAAAUGUUCGUACACAAACUAAAUUAAUGUUCGAUGAAUUUAAUAAUGAAAUAAUAUCCCAUGAUCGACAUCAACGAAAGGCACCACUUCAAAUUCUCAAUGAUUCAUCAGCCAUGCCCAGCAGAAUAUAUAAAACAUUUGACGAUCAAAGCGAAUUUAUGGAAAAUGAAAUUAUCGCAACAUCAACUCCACCCAUGAAUGGAGAUCAGCAAAUUGAGACAACUGUUAAUAUUGCAAAUGAAAAUGAAUUACCAUCAGAUCCUAUUAUUGAAUAUGCGAACGAACUAAUCUUACCACUUGCUGAAGCAUGNAAACAUAUAAAUCCGUCUUCUAUUAUAUCAUAUGAUUUAAAUAAUGAUACAUAUGUCGAUUUAGCAGUAACAAAUUAUGUUGAAAAUACUGUAAACAUUUACCUUGGUAAUGGCGAUGGAACUUUUGAAGAAAUUAAAAGUCUUUCAACUGGUGUUGAUCCCACUUUCAUAUUAGCAGGUGAUCUUGAUGGUGAUGAACGUUUAGAUUUAGUUAUUACAGAUGCACUUGCUAAUACUAUAUCUAUUUUGUUAAAUACAUGUAAAAUUUAA
This is a messenger RNA of Adineta ricciae, 699 nucleotides long. The record is from the annotation of a GenBank genome assembly. Lineage: Eukaryota; Metazoa; Rotifera; Eurotatoria; Adinetida; Adinetidae.